AUGUCCAUCAACAUGACUGCCAAUGCAUACACAGGUGACUGGGAGACCUUUGAGGUUCCACUAUCAGCCAAGGAGGCUUCAAACAUAUCAGCCGUAAACACGCAUAUCGUUGGCACAAUGACGAACAGCUCUGAUUUGGGUCUGAUGCCUCUGUUUAAUAUUGUUCAGCAUGUACGGGAGGAGAUGGAGGUUUUUGGGAACCACAUUGAGAAGCUGUAUGAGGCUGUAAACAUGCUCUCCUCGCGGGUGGAUGUCGUGAUCCAAAGUGCCAGUAUGCGAACUGCUAUGGGAGUCCCUGGACCUAAGGAGAACAUCAAACCCUUGCGUGAGAAGUAUCCGAAGGUCCGUUUCUGGUGCAAGAACAUGUACAAGCAGCAAGACGGACAACCGGGCCAAAGCGACCCCAUGCGAGAAGAGACACCACGUCAGAAGUCCUAUAAGAAGCUCCGAUUCCUAGAAAACGACCAGGGUGUGCCAUACACUAUAGGGGAAAUUGCUGUGGUUUGCAAAACCAUGAAGCGCGCAUUUCUUGACCUUGACAGCUCUCACGAGGUUGCGCCGCCGGCAACAUGGCAGGGUCACGCUCUAGACUGCCAUCGCAAAGGAGUCUUUAGUGCACUGUACAAGGCUCAUCCUGAUAUUGAGUACUGCGCUGAUGACUGGAAGGCCAAUCAGAUCGCUAUCAAACGAUAUUCCCACUACCGCCAGCAUCAUCCGUGGCCUGCUGCAUGGCCAGCACCUGUCUGCCGCAUCAAGGAGGAGCCUCAGCAAAUCGUCAGCGAAAUCAAGGAUGAUCAUGCCAACGGUGAUCCCAGCUGCAGCCCUGGCAAGCCCGAACUGGCAGCUGACGUCGAGAACAUGGACCCAGUGAUGGCUCCUUUGCCUGAUACCACACAGAAGAGAGCCGCUUCCACAAGUGCCAAAGACCGAUGCGCAGCGAAGAAGCCCAAGAUUGGGAGAAGGAUCAUCAUAGCCAAUCCAAUUCUUGCCACAACGCAGCCCACAACAGAUGAUCUGCCCGAGAAUCUUUCAGACCAGGACGUCACUGGAAGUAGAGUCACGUUUGAUCCCGAAGGUGGUCAGGUCAGCGAGGAAACGGCAGGAUCAAGUGUGCCUGAGAAUAUUAAUGUAACAGAGACGAUGACCGAAGGCUCUGCUCUGCCUAUUACAGCCCCCAUCAGCUCUGCUCCAACUGAAGAGGCUGCGCGCUCUGAUGACCAGGUCGCCAAGGGAACACUGCAGCUCAGGGAGCUGCAAUGA
Phanerochaete carnosa HHB-10118-sp is the source of this 1260-nucleotide messenger RNA. RefSeq lists its product as uncharacterized. The record is from RefSeq and is a predicted model, not a curated record. Lineage: Eukaryota; Fungi; Basidiomycota; Agaricomycetes; Polyporales; Phanerochaetaceae. The coding region runs from base 1 to 1260 and encodes 419 amino acids. The transcript is spliced from 5 exons.